Passer domesticus (house sparrow) is the source of this 840-nucleotide messenger RNA. RefSeq names its product transmembrane BAX inhibitor motif containing 4 (gene TMBIM4). The record is from RefSeq and is a predicted model, not a curated record. Lineage: Eukaryota; Metazoa; Chordata; Aves; Passeriformes; Passeridae. The transcript is spliced from 7 exons. Gene Ontology annotation, biological process: negative regulation of apoptotic process. Bases 66 to 779 code for a protein of 237 amino acids.
GGGGCGCCCUGCCCGGCGCUGCGCCGCGCAGCCGCGCCCCCCGGAGGUGGAGGCGGGCGGCGGCCAUGGCGGCGGAGCAGCGCUACCCGCGGAGCUCCAUCGAGGAUGACUUCAACUACGGCAGCAACGUGGCCUCGGCCAGCGUCCACAUCCGCAUGGCAUUUCUGCGAAAGGUCUACAGCAUUCUUUCUGUUCAAGUUCUACUGACCACAGUCAUAACUGCAAUUUUUCUAUACUCUACUGGAGUGCAGGCAUUUGUUCAUGAGAGGCCUGCCUUGCUUUUGAUAUCUGGACUUGGAUCUCUGGCUCUAAUCGUGGCACUGACCUUCUACAGACACCAGCACCCUGUUAAUUUAUACCUGCUGUUUGGAUUUACACUACUGGAAGCACUGACAGUUGCCAUUACAGUGAGUUUCUGUGAUGUCUCCAUCGUCUUGCAAGCUUUUAUUCUUACUACUGCUGUAUUUCUUGGAUUGACUGCAUAUACCUUGCAAUCAAAGAGAGACUUCAGCAAAUUUGGAGCAGGCCUCUUCACUUGUUUGUGGAUUUUAAUGAUCUCGGGUUUCCUGAGGCUGUUUUCCUAUAAUGAGACAAUCGAGUUGGUGUUUGCUGCUGCUGGAGCUCUUCUGUUCUGUGGAUUUAUGAUUUAUGACACUCAUUUGCUGAUGCACACGUUAUCCCCUGAAGAGUACAUAGUGGCUGCAAUCAGUCUCUACUUGGACAUCAUAAAUCUGUUCUUUGACCUGCUGCGUUUUCUGGAGGCAUUUAAUAAAAAAUAGUCAAAAGCAGAGUGGUUUGACUGCAGCACAAUUAAAAUGAAGUUUAUGGAUGAUCUGUAAA